ACCACCUUCGCUAGUUCGCAGCAAUUCCCCUGCUCGCUUCCAGUCUUUUCCCCUUCCGGCCAAGAAAGCUCAUCGGCCGGCGCGACGAGGCCACCCACGCGCAAACCCCCGCCGCGCCGCUCUGCUUCGCCCCAGGUUGUUGGGCUUUUCACGUCCCUUCGCAAUGGACUAUACAUCGGAUGGAGACUCAGAGCUUGAAGCUUAUGGUUCUGACACUUAUGCACUUCUGCUAUCAGGAGAUAUAAAAGUGAUGCAUGAUGGGAGUUCAUACAAGUGCCCCUUUUGUUCGGUUGGAAAUGGUGACUAUAACAUACAUGAAUUACUGCAGCAUGCCUUGAGUGUGGGGGCUGCCCAUGACCAGGAAGCAAAACAGAAGGUAGACCAUCGAGCCCUUGCCAAGCAUUUGAAGGAUGAACCAGCUAAAUCACAUAGUCCACUGCUGAGGCCAAUUAUUAUGGAUCCACAGCCUCCUCAACAUAAAAGGGAUGAGCUGUUUGUCUGGCCCUGGAUGGGUAUCAUAGUCAAUAUGCCUUCUGAAUAUGUUGGAAAAAGUGCAAACCGGCUGAAGGAGCAUUUCUCCUGUUUUCAUCCAGUUAAAGCACAUCAUGUGUACAGUAAAGGUUUUCCUACAGGUAAUGCUAUUGUUGAGUUUGGCAAGGACUUUGGUGGGUUUAGGAAUGCACGAAUAUUUGAGAAUCAGUUUGAGAAGAAUGGGUAUGGGAAAAUGGGCUGGCAGGAAAAAGAGCGCAGAGGGUCAGAGCCUUUUGGAUGGAUCGCUAGGGCAGAUGAUUACAAUGCUCCAGGGGCAAUAGGGGACUUUCUAAAGAAAAAUGGCGAUCUGAAGACGGUUGACGGCGUUGAGAAUGAAGAAAAAAAUAAAAAUGAGAAACUUGUGGCCAGUUUAUCUUCUAAGGUUAUUGAAAAGAAUAUGCAUUUAGAAGCACUUGAAUGUGAGUAUCAGGAGAGAACUGUGUCAUUGCAAAGGAUGAUGGAACAGAGGGAACAUCAGCUCCAGUCAUACAGCCAAGAACUCCAAAAGAUGCGACAGUGCUCUGUCGAACAUACACAAAAGAUUGUUGACGAGAACAAGAAGCUGCGCUUUGAUCUUCAGUCUAUGACGCAUGAGCUUGAUGCAAGGUCCAAAGAACUUGAUGAGUUGGCUGCACAGACUGAUUGCGAUAGAAGGAAGCUUGAACUGGAGAAGCAAAGGAAUGCGACAAAGUCCAAUCAUCUUAUGCUGGCAGAAAUGGAGUAUCAGAAAGCUAAUGAGAAUGUUCGCAAGCUUCUCGAACAACAACAGAAAGAGAAAGAAACUGCUUUAAACAAUGCUAAGAAGUUGGAGGAACAGUUUCAUGUGAAGCACAAUCUUCAACUAGAAAUAAAGCACCUGACAGGAAAAUUGGAAGUGAUAAAGCUCACACCAGGCAAUGAAACUUCAGAAACAGGGAAAAGAAUAGCUGAACUGACAGAGGAGCUGCAAGAUAAGAUCGAUGAGAUGGAAUAUACAGAAAACUACAACCAAGGUCUGAUCUUGCAAGAAAAAAAGGCUGCUGUUGAGUUGCAAGAAGCUCGGAAAUUUGUGUUAGAUGCUCUACAGGACUUGGGCGGUCAGACCAGUGACAAAGCACACAUAGGCAUCAGGAUGAUGGGUGAGCUUGACUCAAAGGCAUUUUUAAAUGUGUGCAGGAAAUAUUUUCCAAACGAUGAUGCGGAAGUUGGAAGUGUUGAGAUUUGUUCAAAGUGGCAGAACGAAAUUAAAAAUCCAGAAUGGCGUCCUUUUAAUGGAAAGGAAUUGGAAGUGAUCAAUGAGGAUGACAUGAAGCUCAAGGAGCUGAAAGAGGUGUACGGCGAGGAAGCAUAUGCUGCGGUGGUGACAGCGCUGAUGGAGCUGAAUGGCAGCGGCAGCAGCAGCGGCAGCAGGGUUCCUUUCCCGGAGCUAUGGAACCAGAGGGAGGGGAGGAAAGCAAAAUCCAAGGAAGCAGUCCAGCAUGCCAUCAAGCUGUUCAAGGCGAGCAAGAGACGGCGUUGAGCUGCUCAACGCUACGGUUUUCUCUAGAACCGACCCUAACUAAGCAGGACACCUUUCUAUGUUUGCUCAUAUAUUAAGUAGAGGGAAAUGGUGGUGGAGCGACCUGUGCUUUUUGCAGUUAUUACGUGGCUGGUAGCAGUUGUUCGUUGUCCAUGGCUGGGCUGGCUGCUUGACUUGUCGUGUGUGUGUGUGAUGAAACCCUCCAGCGUCUGAGACUCUUAGUGUUCUAAUAUGGGAUGACACUUAACUGGUUAAGUGUUAGCUAUAUUUGGCUAUGUGAA
Molecule: messenger RNA, 2310 nt
Organism: Aegilops tauschii subsp. strangulata
Lineage: Eukaryota; Viridiplantae; Streptophyta; Magnoliopsida; Poales; Poaceae
Product: factor of DNA methylation 1
Biological process (GO): gene silencing by siRNA-directed DNA methylation
Source: RefSeq, a predicted model, not a curated record